AUGGGAGCAUUUGGUAACAGUGCGUAUGGAGCCCGAGGUCGGCUCGUCAAAUUUUCAUAUAUAGUCACUGCACUCAUUUCAAUCCUCUUCUCAAUAAGCUGUAUAUGCUACGGUAUCUGGCUGCUUGCUCGUCGAUCCCAAUAUGCAGAACUUGUUUCCCCCUCACUUUAUGUGGAUGUUGGAAGAAUUCUCGUAAUUAUCAGUAUCCUUUCAAUCGCCAACUAUCUGAUAUGCUUCUAUGCAAUUUUCAAGGAAAUGAGGUGUAUUGUCACAUCGUGCGCAGUUGCUUCUAUUGUCAUCGCCGUAAUGCUCAUUAUCGGCGGAUUAAUCGGAUUGAAUUUCCGUGACCAACUGACUCAUUAUACACCAUUAAACCUGAAAAUGCUCACCUCACUUCGAGAACUUUAUGGAACACACGAUAUGAAGGGAAUCACAGAAUCAUGGGAUGCUCUUCAGUCAAAUUUCAAAUGUUGUGGUGUCAAUGGUACUGAUGACGCUCAAAUUUGGAAGACGUCAAAAUGGUACAUGCAUCAGAAGGCUCCAAAAUCACUGAUUCCAGAGUCUUGUUGCAUACCAUCCGAAAUCGAGGAAUGUCGAACAAAUCCAUUUGGAAGUGCAACGCCUCCAUACUACACAAAAACAUGUUACGAACCACUACAAAACGAUCUGUUACAUGUUAUGAACGUGGCUUCUUGGCUGUGUAUAACCAACGCCAUUGUACAGAUUAUACCAUCAAUCGCCAGUUGCUGGUAUUCGAGACUUAUUCGAAAAUAA
Caenorhabditis remanei is the source of this 774-nucleotide messenger RNA. RefSeq lists its product as uncharacterized. NCBI's taxonomy places the organism in Eukaryota, Metazoa, Nematoda, Chromadorea, Rhabditida, Rhabditidae. Bases 1 to 774 code for a protein of 257 amino acids. The record is from RefSeq and is a predicted model, not a curated record. Gene Ontology annotation, cellular component: membrane. The transcript has 6 exons.